Rotaria sp. Silwood2 is the source of this 4146-nucleotide messenger RNA. The record is from the annotation of a GenBank genome assembly. NCBI's taxonomy places the organism in Eukaryota, Metazoa, Rotifera, Eurotatoria, Philodinida, Philodinidae.
AUGUAUCAAUUGUUAAUUUUAAUAUUUAUUUAUUUAAUUCCAACUAUUAAUUCAAAUUGUAUUUGGUAUGAAAGUAUACGUCCUGGUUAUAAUCAACUUUAUUUACAUGGUGAACCAAAACCAUUACCACCAAGUGAGAUUCAUCUAUUAAAUGACAUGUGUCCUCAUAUGGCAACACAUCAAGGUAUUUCACCUAAUUUAUGUUGCGAUGGUAAACAAUUAGCUGAAAUGCAAAAAUUUCGAUAUAUGUUGGAUAAUUUAAUUGGUCGUUGUCCAUCAUGUUAUUUUAAUUUAUUGCAUAUAUUUUGUGAAAUGGCUUGUAGUCCUAAUCAAGAUCAAUUUGCAUAUCCAUUAGAAAUUAUAAAUAUAACUCGGCCGAAUGAAAAUGAAGAAACUAAAUCAGAUGAUAGUCUAAGAGAAGAUUGGGCUUUACCAGACUAUGUUGAUCCAGAUGAAGAAGGAGAAGAAGGCAAAACAAAAGUAACAUCAAAACCAAUUGAAACAGUCAGCGUUAUUAAGAAACUUCGAUAUUAUGUAUUAGAAAAACAAGCUAAUGAUUUUAUUGAAUCAUGCUGGAGUGUUCGUAUGAAUUUUCAAUAUGCAAUUGAUAUCCUUUGUGGAUCAAUAAAUCGUGCAUGUGAUCAUAAAAAACUUUUUAAAUAUAUUGGUGCAGAUAAUACACAAACACCACUUAAAAUUGAUUUUAUUUUUGUUAAUGGAACUUAUUAUGAUGCAGAACUUGAUCGAACAUUCCAACCAUCACAAGAAUCAAUGUUUACUUGUGAUCAACCGGUUAUUUUACCACAUAUUUCAAGAGAAAAAUGUACUUGUAUGGAUUGUAAUGCCAUGUGUCCAAAAUUAAAUAAAAUCGAAAGUGGAACUAUAAUUACAUCGGCUGAUUCCUUUAUAGAUAAAUUAAGAUUAAAAUUAUCUGGAUUUCAUCGUAUAACAAUUGCUGCUGUUAUAUUAUAUAUUAUAUUUGUUAUUGUGUUUGUUAUUCUUAAUGUCCUUAUGUGUAUAUGGAAUGUAAAAAAUAAUCGAAGAAAAUAUUUUGUUGCAAAUGAUAAAUCGAUGGUAAAUAAAGAAAGAUUAAAUCGUUCAAUUGAACAUCAUCAUGUACCUUUGUCUGUACAAGAUGAUGAAGAAUCUGACACUUCAUUUGAUGAUGAAAAAAAUGGUAUAUUAGAUCGAUUUGGUGUUAAAAUAGAUGAAAGUCUUCAUAAAAUAUUUACUGGUAUUGGUCGAUUUUGUGCUUAUAAUCCCAAGUAUACACUUAUGCCCGUAAUGGCUAUUUUGUUUGUUUUAUGUUAUGGUAGUCGUUAUUAUACAGUAACUACAGAUCCGGUUGAUCUUUGGGUUGCACAUAAUUCUCGUGCACGUCAAGAAAAAGCUUAUUUUGAUGAAAAAUUUGGACCAUUCUAUCGUAUAGCACAUUUAAUUCUUGUUCCUAAAAAUCAAAGUAAUAUUGAUCUUAUUUAUAAAACACCCUUUGAUGCUGAAGAAAAACAUACAUUUGGACCUGUAUUUGAACGAAAUUUUCUUCUUGAUGCAUUACGUUUACAAUUAUUUAUUGAAAAUUUUAAUGUAACAAAACAAUCUGGUAAAAAUAUUGAUUUAAAUACAAUUUGUUUUAAACCACUUGAACCAGAUAAUAAUCAUUGUGCUAUUAUAUCAUUAUUUCAAUAUCAUCAAAAUAAUUUAACAUUUCUUUUAAAUGAAACAUUAUAUUCAUCACAAUAUCUUGAAUGUAUGCAGUCACCAUUAACACAACAAACAAAAUCAUUUCAACGUACAUGUAUGGCAAAAUAUGGUGGACCUAUUGAUCCAUAUAUGGUUCUUGGAUCAUUUCCAAUAAAUGAUAGUGUACCAGAUUAUACAAAAGCUCAUGCACUUAUUAUAACAAUAACAAUAAAUAAUAAACGUCAUGGUGAACAACUUGAUAAUGCAUUAUUAUGGGAAAAAUAUUUUCUUCAAUAUAUGAAAACAUAUGAAUCAGAAUGGUUUGAUGUUAAAUAUCGUGCUGAAAGAUCAAUUGAAGAUGAAAUUGAACGUGAAUCAAAAUCGGAUAUUAAAACUGUUCUUAUAUCAUAUAUGAUUAUGUUUUUUUAUAUAGCAAUAGCAUUAGGUCGUGUAAGAAGUAUAAAAUAUAUUUUAGUUGAUAUGAAAGUUUCAUUGGGUAUUGCUGGUGUUGUACUUGUUGCACUUAGUGUUUGGGCUAGUAUUGGUAUUUUUUCUUAUAUGCGUAUACCAACAACAUUAAUUAUAUUUGAAGUUAUACCAUUUUUGGUAUUAGCUGUUGGAGUUGAUAAUAUAUUUAUUUUAACACAAUCUAUUCAACGUGAUCGUCGUUUAGUUAAUGAAGAUGUUGAAUCUCAAAUAGGACGUAUUGUUGGUCGUGUUGGUCCAGCUAUGUUAUUAACAUCUGUAUCGGAAAGUAUAGCAUUUUUUCUUGGUGCUUUAACACCAAUGCCAGCUGUACGAUUAUUCAGUUUAUAUGCUGGAAUGUCUGUUUUAAUUGAUUUUCUUCUUCAAAUAACAAUAUUUAUUUCAUUAAUAACAAUUGAUCAAAAACGUACAAUUAAAAAUCGUUUUGAUAUAUUUUGUUGUUUACAAAUUUCAAAUACAGAUAGUAAUAGUCCUUAUCGUUGGAAAUGGUUUAAAAAAAAAUCUAUAAAUAAAAAUUUAAAUUCUCUUGAAACAUCAACAAUAAAAGAAAAUGAAAUAAAUGAAGAUAAUUCAAAUGAAAUUGAUGGAUUUUUAUAUCGUAUAUUUAAAUAUAAUUAUGCACCAUUUAUUAUGAAUGAUUAUAUUCGACCAUUAGUUAUAUUUAUAUUUUUUACUUGGCUUGCAGCAAGUAUUGCUUUAAUACCAUAUGUUAAAAUAGGUUUAGAACAAAAUAUAACUAUGGCAAAAGAUUCUUAUAUGAUUGAAUAUUUUUCUGCAUUAAAACAAUAUUUAGCUGUUGGUCCACCUGUCUAUUUUAUUAUUAAACCAGGUAUUAAUUAUGCAAGUUUAAAUGCAAGUAAUAUGAUAUGUUCAAGUGCUGGUUGUUCACCGCAAUCGAUAGCAAAUCAAUUAGGUAUAGCAUCACUUUAUCCAGCUGAAACUCGAUUAGCACAAAUCGGUACAACAUGGCUUGAUGAUUAUUAUGAUUGGUUACGUCAUCGUGGUUCAACACCAUGUUGUCGUUUAUAUGAAAAUACAAAAGAAUUUUGUUCAACAAAUUCAAUAUCAAAUAGAAAUUGUUAUGCUUGUACACGUAGUACAACACGUGAAAAUAUAACACAAAAAGAAUUUCAAGAAUUUUUACCAUUUUUCUUAAAAGAUAAUCCAAAUAUAAAAUGUGCUAAAGGUGGUCAUGCAGCACAUGGUAGUAGUGUAAACUUAUAUGAUAAUAAUACUUCUGUUGAAACAAGUCUUAUUAUGGGUUAUCAUAGUCUUUUAAUUAGUUCAAAUGAUUUUAUUGAUGCUAUGCAACAAGCAUAUAGUUUAACUGGUAAUAUAACACAUACAUUAAGAAAUGCAGGUUAUGAUAUUGAAGUAUUUCCAUAUAGUAUAUUUUAUGUUUUCUACGAACAAUAUUUAACUAUUUGGCAUGAUGCCUUUAUGAAUUUAGCUAUAUCAGCAACGGCUAUUUUUAUUGUUACAUUUAUUUUACUUGGAUUAGAUAUUAUUUCGGCUUUUAUUAUAACAUUAACAAUAGCAAUGAUUACUUGUGAUAUGAUUGGUAUGAUGUAUUUAUGGAAUAUUGAAUUAAAUGCUAUAUCACUUGUUAAUCUUGUUAUGUCUGUUGGUAUUUCACUUGAAUUUUGUGCUCAUAUAUGUCGAGAUUUUCUUUUAUCAUCUCAUCGAUCACGAUUAAAACGGGCUGAACAUGCUCUAGCUUAUAUGGGUAGUUCCGUAUUUAGUGGAAUAACUUUAACAAAAAUUGGUGGCAUUGUUGUACUCGGUUUUUCACAUUCUCAACUCUUUCAUAUAUUUUAUUUUCGAAUGUUUAUUUGUAUCGUUUCAUUCGGUGCUGCUCAUGGCUUAAUCUUUUUACCAGUAUUACUCAGUUAUAUAGGUCCAAGUCCUAAUCGUAGUCGUAUAUCAAGAUCUGAAUCAAUAAAAUUACAAAAAGAAAUUUCAUUAACUGCAACAUCUUAA